CUCUGCCCCGGCUGCGGGAGCGCGGUUCGGCUCUGCUCCCCUCCGCGGGAUUCCUGCGCCGCGUGUUUUGGCUGUGUAAGUAGCCAUUUCAAAGCUGCUCUCCUCGCACGCUCGGUUUCCAGGAGCUGCAUCCAGAGGCAGUGUAAGGAGCUGCUUAGUUUUGCCUCGGUGUCCCACCAGAAGCUGUAGCUGCACGUAGUCUGAGCCGAAUCCAGCAGUUUGUACGGGAGACGGAAAGACGUGGAUAACUCGCCUCACCAAGAAUGCGUGUUGCAAUUGUUCCUGCUUUGGGCCAGAUCCUUUGGUCUAACUAAGCACAGUGUGCAAAGCAUGAACCGUGUUUGGCGUUCGGUGUUUCUCUUCACGCUUUCCUGACUCUGGCUUUGUUACCAUCUCUCUAAUUCUACCAACACUGGAGCUGUUUGUGCUUAGUUGUCAGGCUACAGGGUAUGUGCUGUAGCAGAGGGUAAUUUUGAAAUACCUUUUCUUCUCCAGCUGUGGCUUUACAUUUUUGCAACUAUUGGUGUGUCCACACCUGUGUGUUUUAUAGCCCUUGACACACUUGACAUUAAUUAAUCCAAAUUAUUUUUUUCCAGAUGCUAGAUACAUGAACAGUUUAGAGAGGCUGACAGCAGUGAGUUAGUUCUACAGGUUACUAUGUUGUGUGCAAAAACUACUUCUUUUUGCUUUUUGUAAAUUUUCUGUCUGAUACUGUAUAGACCUUAUAAAAUGAAUUAUGCUUGGUCUCUGCACACUAUCUCUGUGCUAUUUCAGAGCUGUGUUCUUUCAUUAUCUGUCUACCUCAGCUAUUCUUUAUUUCAAGUUAAAGAAUUCUUAGCUUUUUUGUCAUCUUUCUUCUGUAUCUCUUGCCAGUGUAAUUUCUCUUUUCUGUAUCUUUUUUUUUUCAAUUUUUUUCUUUCUUUUUGAUCAAGGGAUCACCAAACUGAGCUUUUUUGCAAUAUUUCAGUACAACAUAAGGGCAUCAUGAUGCCUGCUAGCAGAGAUGACAGAUAAGUUGGUGCAUCAAUAUCGUGAAUAGCCAUCAAAAAUAAUAGAAAUAUUUGUAACUCCAUGUGUCACCUGUUGAUGAAUCAGUGUGAUUUAUUUUUUAAAUCAGAAACCAUUAUCUAAGGCACUAGUGGUUAGUAGCUCAAUACAAGGGUAUAAGGUUAUGGAUUAAAUAGUUGCCUGAUGGGCUCUUAAUAUUCUGUCAGUCUGCUGUGCAUGUUUUUCCUGUCUUCUGUGGCAAGAGCAGGAACUGAAAAUAGCCCAAAUCUGUCUGACUUUAUUGCUUUUUGUGGAACUGGCAAUGCACUCUUAGAAAAUUGAUCUACUGAGCUGUAGCUUGCCAACUCAGACCUCUUUCUGGUGCAAACUUAGUAGUAAUCUACUUGUUGAUGUGAUUUUCACCUAUUCAGUAUCAUCAGGGGUUUAAAAUGAAACUGGAUACUGCUGAAAUUCAUUAGACACCUGUAAUUCUUGAUGCUUUCUUUUCCAUCACCAGGGAACUCCAUUUCCAGGGAAUCUAGAGGGAGAAUGGAAUUAAGUAGACUAGGAGGAGAGACUGCAGCACUUUUCUUGUUGAAAGGCAAAGUGAGCAUUUUUAGCCAAGUUAGAAAUAUGAGGCCAGCUGCUGUGGAUUGUCAUAGGGAGUUCUUCAAAGUGAGUAUAGGUAGGAAAAAUGAAUUAUUUAUCAUAAUUGUGCCCUGACCAUAACUUUUCAAGUUUUAUUUAGGAGCAGGGCUAAUCCCAGGUCUUGCUGAUGAUGACUUUAACCUGAAACAGCUCCAUUGUAAUUGAAGGAGCAACUUUUGAUUCCUGACUAACUCUCAGAAACACUUGAAACUGUUGUAUAGUGCAGGAUUUCUGUCUUUCUGCAUUUCAUACAGCAGGUUCCUUCAGAGCUCCAGCAGAUUUAAUUGUAGAAAAUUAAUUAGGUUUCUCCCAGGUAGUGAUGAGUUUUAUGAUCUCAGUACAAAAUCUUUGGUUUUGCUGUAGAACAAACGGAGUAACUGUGCUAGGCAGAUGUGCAUUAAAUGAAGGCUGAAAAUAAAACAAAAAAGCAGUAUCAUCUUGAAGACUCGUAUUAGCCUCAGUGUCUGAUCCUGUGCAGACAGUGGCACCAGAGAAGCUGGGUUUCCACACUGCAGUCUCAGUUCUCUGUGAUGUGACAUCAGAUGUGUGAUAUUCAGACUGUUCACAGUGGCAGCUGUAGUAUAAACAGAGGUGAAGUGCUGGUCAGACACUUAGUGGUACUUGGGAUUUUCUUUUUUACUUUGAAAAUCAGGUUUAUCAUGUACAGUGAAGUGCAGUCAUUGCAGACAUUUCUGUGGGCUUUAAACUCUGUAUGAGAGAAGUAAGGUUUGAUGGCACUUUUUAAAGCACUUAAAACCCCCAAGGAACUCCAAAGCCAACCAUGCACAAGCGAUUUUAGCUGUAUCUCCUGUAGUGUUAUGUUAUCAUAACAGGCUUCAGGUUUGGAAGGUUGUUAUUUUUUGCAAGUAGGAAAAAAAGUAAAAGAAAACUUACUGUGUCAAACCAGCUUCUUAAAGAGUUUGGACCUUGAUAGUAGCCCUUUUGCCACAGAGUUGAUAGGGAAAGCAUUUUGUAGCUUUUAAUUGUGAAAUGCUUCCAGUGGUAACAGUGCUGGUUGAAGAACAGAUUCUAUGACAAGUCUUGUUCCCUUGAGUAGGCACAUAGACAGUUUAGUUAUUAGUUCUUUUGUUUUCAGACAGAAGCUCUACCUGAUCUAAAUGCAGUUUGGACCAUGACUUGGGUAAUUGUAAAGCUAAUUAAGUUAUGAAUAUAUGUGGUUCGAUAUGUGACCGACGAACAUGGUUGCAUUGUUAAUAUAUAGGAGGUUAAGUUGCUGUGUUUUGCAUUGAAAUAGCUUUGGUUUUGUUCAGGAUAGCUAGUACUUUACACUAGAUAAUUCUGAUCAUUUAUAUUAGAUUUUUAGGAAGAAUGCAUGGUUUAGUACUUUAUUUAGAAGAUUAAUUAGAGGGAUGCUAAGCAGAUAUAAGAUUGAUAAAAGAUUGAUUAACAGAAUGAUCUGAUGGACACUGAUUUUGCCUCAUAUCUUACUUUGUAUAAAGGGAGCAGAGCUGAAACCAUGUGCUUUAGUGUUGCCUGAUUAUUUUUUUUCUUUAUUUGAGUUUUUGUUCUUUGUGUUAGUGACAAUAACAGAUUCAAAAUCUGUAAUUUAAACCAACUCAGUUUUCUCCUCCUGGAAUGUUCUGUCCCACCCAUUUUUCUCUUGGGGACUUGAGUCUCAUGUCACACAUCAAAUUUUGUAACCCCUGCAGGGUUAUGGCAUUCCCAGAGAUGGGUCAGUGUUCAUAAUUUUGGUUGCUGUUAAACAGCACUUGUCAACACCGUGUACAGACAUCUGUUACAUAUUUUUUAAAUGGUGGUACCAAGUGUUAAAUGUGGGGCUUCUCCACAGGAACUGUUCUUGCACUAGGAAUGCAGAUGGGAUCACAGUCCUAUCCUUGUGAUGGCAAGUAGCCUUGUGGGCUGCUGAGGUGAUGGACAUGUGAGUUCCUGGAACGUGGGCUUCUGGUUUCAACGCUCCCAUUGGCUGCUCUGUGCUGCUCACCGAGUCCAUUGAAGUCUGGCUUUAUCUCUGAACUUGUUCCUUUAUCUCUGAACUAGGAUUUGUGUGUGAUUGGCAUUGUGCUGUACCACAGUGAAGAGGUAUUUUUCACUUCAAGAUACCUCGCAUUAAAAGAUCAUGGUAGACAGUUUAAUAGUUUCUUUAAGACUUCUCAGUUCCCUAGCAGUGCUGGGGUUUCAGUUUGUCAUCCCACAGCCUUCAAUUGAACACAGAAAGGUUCCGCAGAGGAUAGAAGAGCAAGGAGAUGCUCCUGAGGACAGCAGUGCCGGAGUGCCCGGCCUGUGGGGCAGCUGGGGCCCCUGGUCCGCCUGCUCGCGGAGCUGCAGUGGGGGGGUGAUGGAGCAGACGCGGCCCUGCCUCCCCGCCUAUUACCGGGAGCGCGGCUACCGCCGGCCGGGCCGGCACUUCCCGGCCUCGGACCGGGCUCUGGCUCACCAUAGCGCCCACCACGAGGAUUCGCUGUCUGCCUACCCCGGCCAUGUCAUCUCUGCCAUCCGCACCUCUGUGCCACUCCACAGAAACGAGGAGCAGCUUUGGGCCGGGCUCCGGGCCGCGGCCGCCCCCGGGGCGCGGAACAGCAGCCAGGGCGGCCGGGCGGCCCUGAGGGGCAGCCGGCACUCGCAGGGCCCGCGGCACAGCGCCACGCCGGACAAGAGAAGCAGAAAUAGAAAUCCUAUUGGUCCAGGAAAGUAUGGAUAUGGAAAAGUGCCGUACAUUUUACCUUUACAAACUGAUACUGGUCAGCAGCCUCAGAAGCUGCGGAGGCAGCGACAGUCGUCAAGGAACCACCUAUUCCACCAGAGUCCGAGUCUCAUGAACUCCUACAGCCAGGCAGCUGCUCCUUCACUGCAGCAUGGGAAUCUUUAUCAAGAACCAAGUGGGCCUCAGGCAGGACACCAAGUCCUGGGGCCCUCGGUUUAUCAGUCACCUUCGUUCCCUGUAUCUCAAAGUCUGUUCCAUGGCAGUGACUCCAACCCUCAUGGCCCUGCCUCCCACCAGGCCCUGCAGGGGCAGCCCCAGCCCCAAAGGGCUGCAGCCAUCGUGUGCAUUGGUGCCUACAAGCAGUAUAAACUCUGCAACACAAAUAUGUGUCCUGAAAGCAGCAGAAAUAUUAGAGAGGUACAAUGUGCAUCAUACAAUAACAAGCCAUUUAUGGGUCGAUUUUAUGAAUGGGAACCUUUUGCAGAAGUGAAGGGGAGUCAGAAGUGUGAGUUGAACUGCCGGGCCAUCGGCUACCGCUUCUACGUGCGCCAGGCGGAGACGGUGAUCGACGGCACCCCCUGCGACCCCAACGGGACCGCCAUCUGUGUGGCAGGGCAGUGCAAGAGCAUUGGCUGUGACGACUAUCUGGGUUCUGACAAGGUGAUUGACAAGUGUGGAAUAUGUGGAGGGGACAACACUGCUUGCAAGGUUGUGUCUGGAGUUUUCAAACACACGCUAACAAAUCUUGGCUACCACAAGAUAGUGGAAAUUCCUGAAGGAGCUACUAAAAUCAACAUUACUGAGAUGUCAAAGAGCAACAACUAUUUGGCCCUGCGGAGCCGCUCGGGACGCUCCAUCAUCAAUGGGAACUGGGCCAUCGAUCGCCCGGGCAGAUACGAAGGUGGUGGGACAAUGUUCACUUACAGACGCCCCAAUGAGAUCUCCAGCACUGCAGGGGAGUCAUUUUUAGCUGAUGGGCCAACAAAUGAAGUCCUUGAUGUCUAUAUGAUACAUCAGCAGCCUAACCCGGGUAUACAUUAUGAAUAUAUCAUUCCAGGAGACAAUGUCAUUAGUCCUCAGUUGCUUGCUCACAGGAGGCCAGGGGAGCCAUUGAAUGGUCAGUUAGGAAUGCCAGAAAGUGCAAGUCAUGAGGAUGAGGAUUUGCAUAGAGAGGCAGACAUUCUCACUGGACAGUCAGCUGGAACUUUUCCAGUUAUUCAGCCAGGAAGAUUUCCUUCUCAUCAGCCAGAAAACCAAGUGCCUGCUAUGCAACCACCAAGACAAAACCGAGAACACAACUGGAAGCAGGUUGGAAAAACUGAGUGCACUACUACAUGUGGGAAAGGAUCACAGUACCCGGUUUUCCACUGUGUCAACAGAAUCACUCACGAGGAGGUACCUGAGGGUUACUGUGACAGCAGCACCAAGCCCAUUCCAGAAGAGGAGGCCUGCAACCUCUUCCCAUGCCCAGCUUUCUGGGAUAUAGGGGAGUGGUCUGAGUGCAGCAAAACCUGUGGGCUCGGAAUGCAGCACCGCCAGAUCCUGUGCCGGCAGAUCUACGCCAACCGCACACUGACAGUGCAGCAGUACCGCUGCCAGCACCUGGAGAAACCUGACACAACCAGCACCUGCCAGCUCAAGAUCUGCAGCGAGUGGCAGAUCAGGACAGAGUGGACCUCAUGUUCAGUGCCUUGUGGAGUGGGGCAGAGGACUCGAGAUGUGAAGUGUGUCAGCAACCUUGGGGACAUUGUUGAUGAUGAGGAAUGUAACGUGAAGCUGCGGCCAAAUGAUAUCGAGAACUGCGACAUGGGCCCCUGUGCCAAGAGCUGGUUCCUCACAGAAUGGAGUGACAGGUGCUCUGCAGAGUGCGGGGACGGGAUCCGCACGCGCUCCGUGGUUUGCAUGACCAACCACGUCAGCAGUUUGCCUCUGGAAGGCUGUGGCAACAACAGACCCUCGGAAACAACUCCCUGUAAUAACGGGCCCUGCACUGGGAAAGUGGAGUGGUUUGCGGGGGGCUGGACACAGUGCUCUACUGAAUGUGGUAGUGGAACUCAACAGAGAGAAGUAAUUUGUGUUAGGAAAACUGAAGGUAAUUUUGAUGUUUUGAACCCCUAUGAAUGUUCACAUUUGGAAAAACCUCCCAGCCAGCAAUCCUGCUACCUCAAGCCAUGUGGAUCUAAGUGGUUUCAUACAGAAUGGAGCACAUGUUCCAAAUCCUGUGAAGGAGGAUUUCGGGUUCGGGAGGUGCGAUGUCUGUCAGAUGACAUGGCAGCCAGUACUCAGUGUGAUCCACAGCUCAAACCUGAAGAGAAGGAACCCUGUAAUACACAAGAUUGUGUCCCUGAAAUAGAUGAGAACUGCAAGGAUAAAUACUACAACUGUAAUGUGGUGGUCCAGGCCCGGCUCUGUGUGUACACCUAUUACAAAACAGCCUGUUGUGCAUCCUGUACCCGUGUGGCAAACAGACAGUUGGGGUUCCUGGGGCGUAGAUAACAAAUACUCCUCUGCUCAGAGCAGCAAUGGCACUCUUCACAUGGAGCUUGAACAGUGCUACUGCUUUGACUGCAGCAAUUGUAGCUUCUUAGAGAUGGGGUUUAUAUUGCUGAGUGCAUCAAGAGUAUGGUUAAAUCUCACACCCUUUCAGUUACAGUAAUUGUGCAGUUACCUCUUUUAAGAUGUUUGUUGUAAAAUCAUGACCUUUUUUAAGCAUUCAUUUUUAAUGAUACUGUGAUUUGCACCUGCUCAUCAGAUAAUUAUUUAAGGAACAUACUGGCCUUAAAAUCGUGAAAUUAAUGAAAACUAAAAUCAAUUGCAGGCAAUUACUGGAGAUAACUGACCAGUAUGGUUGCAGCUGCUCCAUUAUUUUCUGAGUGCUUACUUUUACUUGGUAUUUUGGACUGCCUUAAGUUAGAUGACUAAAUCAAUGAAACAUGUGCAUGAGAAAAAUGACUUCCCAAAGAACCAGACCCUUGAAAACUAUUUAUCAUCAGUUUCUUAGCACUCUUAACGUAUAUUUUUAACUACUUCAGUCCAUUCAUAAUAAAUCAGUCACUGUUAAGCUCUCUCAGUUGUACUUUUAGCUAACGUCCUGUCCUUAGGCAGCAAAUAUAUAUUGACUGCCAGAAGGUGCCUUUAUAUUUAAUUCAUAAACUCGUGAAGAUACACUUUUAUAAUUUUGUAUGGAUUUUAAAAUACAGUACCUACCAGAGUGACACUAGUGUCUAGCCCUUUAAGUCUUUAACAACUGCAGCUGUCAGUGAGACAGGUUAACCAGAAAGGUGAAGAGCCUUUGCUGGUAUAAAAAGUGAUUGUUUCCAUUGGUGAGGCCUCUUUUCUGUAGGGACUUAUUUCAGAACUGGGAUCUUGCCUAAUUCUUGUCUCUGCACUAUUGUUUAACAACUACCAAACCAAAGUACUUUGUCCAGACCUAGUCUGGAUAAGUCACCAGUUUCUGAAACAACCACCAAAGAAUAGAGGCGUGUGUGCCUUAUAGCAGUCUGUUACUCUUGGUAUCAGGCAGCAGUAUGAGUGUAGUAGCUGAGUAUCUGUAAAAAGGGGAUCUUAGCUAUUGACAUUCUUCAGGUUUUGAUCAGUUAUUAGAACAUACUUGUCUUUUUUUUACUCAAGUUUCAUUGCACAGAUCUAUUCAUACCACUCCUUUUCUAUUACUCAAGAAUGGCUGCAGACUUAGAGCUGAAUUUAAGUGGUGAUUUUUCAUUUCUGCAAUGUACUCAGCCUUGAGACUUGCUAAAAUCAAAUAGUAUACUAUGCAGUGCAGAUGAGAUUUUGCAUUAUCUGCAUGUUCUCUAGCCUUUACUUGAGAGGUCUUUCAAAUGUGUAAAUAAGGCUGAGGGGAAAAAAAUAAACACCUCUGCUUAUUCAGCUGUUUAUUACAGCAUAUUGCUUGUAAAUGCCCAUCUAUGCAUCUGUUCCUAAGGUGCCAAGUUGUAAAACAGCUGUAAUAAUCUAUGUUCAGUCACUCUCAGAGAUGUGGUUUAGGUAUCCUGCUACUGAUGCAGAGCCAGGUUUGAGCCUCAUUGUGUAUCCUUUUCUUCUUGCUACUUUGAUGGAGAUGAUGUGGCAAGGGAAUGGAGUGCUGUGAGGCGAAGGUUGCUGGGUGUGGUACCAGUCACAUCAGUUUGUGUGCUGAGAGCCACAGGAAGGUGGAAUUCCUGUACUCUAAAAGUUGCAUUGAGAUAAACUUUUGACUGUUUUGAUUCAGUCACUCUUGGAAAAUAUAUUUUUGGACAUGAUGAACUGCUACUGUUUGGCUACAUGAAAUGAAGAAGUGUUUCCCCUAAAUUUGAAGGUCUUCUUUGUGACUCUAAAUUGUCAUAUGUCAGCCAAUAAUGUCAUUGGCUGUUUCUGUACACCUUGACUCGGGCCUUUUCACUGUAAAUAAUAGAUAUAAAGUUGUUAGAAAAUCUAAUUAGGAAACUUCUAAUUCAAGUUCAUUAAUCUUUCACAGUCCUCCUGUUCCCUUGUAUUACAAAGAUUUAUCCAUGAAGAUAACUUACAGUUUUGUUAUCAUAUUAUAUUCCUUAGAUUCUUGACCAAAGAAUGAUAUGGAUAAAGUGCAGUGUAAACAGCUCUGGAAUCCAGUACUUCUGAAUACAGAUUUUCAUCUGUGUAUCUCAUUGCAGCAAAUCUUGACAUACAUUAUAUAAUUUUUGCUGUUGUCUCUUUCGUCCCAAGGAAGUGUUUCCUGUCAGCUUGAGGGAAAUACCUGUUCCAUAAAAAGGCUUCCUGAAAACCCCAAGGCAAAUGAGAUGCAGAGAGAAUCAGGUUUGCAGUCAUAGAACAAAUUCUUCUUACACACACUUUGGCUGUGAGACCAUCAGUGACUCAGCACAUAGACAGAUCCUCCUAUUUUAUAAAAUCUGUUAUUUUGCUCUGGAAUAUAUGGCCAUUAGCUUAUUUUACAAAGAUGAUCAUCUUGUAGGUUCUGUUAAGCUGCCACUGAAGUAAACAGUGUGACAGCUAUCAAAUAGUAUAUAUAUACACGUAACAGUAUAACUCUGUAUUACAGCUAAUGUAUACAUCUUUGUGAAUUGAAUGUAGUGAGCUAUGGUUAUACAAAUUGUACUUUGUAAGUAAAGAGAAAUUUUUCAGAUAUACCAGAUUAAAAAAUACAGUUUUACCUAAUUAAACAUCUAAAGGUAAGGAAAGUGCCAGAAUGCUGCUGAACUUAAUCAUUUAUCAUCUCUUCUCGUGUGCCAGCAUUAUUAAAAUAGUUGUUCCUGCAAAAUAAAGAGCCCUUUUCAUCAGCACUUUGAUACACUAAUAUUGUCUGCACAAAGUAGGUGCUGUGCUAAGAUUUCACCAUCUCACAAAGCAUAGUUUUGAAAUUGGGCCUAUAGCGUUUGUUCUAAUGGAGCAGUGCCCCAGCUUACUAUGAUGCCUGCAGAGGAUCUGACUUUACUUUCUGGAAGCCAAAGGUGGCCUUAAUGAAUGUAGUAGACUUAGAGUAGAUACAACACCAGUAUAAGUAAGAAAUUGUGCAUACUAUCAAUUGCAAAUAUCAAUUAUGCAGACUUCUGAUUUUUAAUGUUUUCUUUUUCUGACAUUGUAACAUCAGUCAAAAUCGUGCAGGAUAGUGGAAAAAAAUGCUUCCUUGCCUUGAAGGUGCUUUACACAAUCCAGGAAGACCAGAAUAAGUUAGAUACUUUAUUGAAAGAGUCCAGCUGCUUACGGGGUAAAAUCUGCAUAAAAGUUUCAUGUCUUACAGACAUGUGGCUGGCCAAAUCAGCUUCAUCCAGAGCAGGCUCUGUGUCUCAAAGCACUUUCCUUUUGGAAUGGAGGAUUCCUGGUGCAGUUGUAUAUCAACUUACCAAGGGCCUGUCAGAGUUUGCUACUGCCUGUGCAAUGUCACCUUCAAGCAUAUGUAGGUAGAAUUCCUUGUGUGCCCCAAAUGCAUGCCAAGUUUGAGAGACCGAAUUCAUGGAAUCCUCCCUUCCUCUCACAGAGGAUGAUGUGGAAGCAUGAGGGUUGCCCCUGUCAUGAAGGAGUGACCCUGUGAAUGUGUCUGACUUAGCCAGCAAUGAGACAGAGUUAGUGUUUGUUUCGGUGUCUCUGACCUUCAGCCCCAGGGCUCUGGAGAGGGAAGGGCUUGUUGGGAGGCAGGGCAGUGCUGGGGAGUGCAGUGCAAACUUGGGUGUGCUGCAAGCCUGCCAGCCUUGAAUCCACCCCUACUGGAUGGCCACGGGCUCAGUGCAGGACCACCUCAGAACCCCUGUACAGGGAACUGGUGUCUUCCUCAUUACUCACAUAAACGUCUCUUUUUUUCCCCCAAUACUUCAGCAAAUGGAGAACUUUCUGUAUGAAUAAAGCAAUGUCUAACAUUAAUGUUAUUGCUUAGAUCCCAGUUUUGUGGCAAUAUGGUGCAGUUUUAUACCAGUCAUAUAGUCUAUAAUCCUAGAAAGUGCCAGUGGUCACCACUGAGGGAGGAAGGAGGGAGGUGCUCAAACAGCCUAUGGCUCAUAUAGGGGAGGUUAUGUCUUGCUGAAGAAAACGCUUCGCUCCUCUCUUUGUGGUGUGCACCACUGCAAGAAGUAAAAUGUGCGUUUUAGGGCUUUGCUUUUCCCCAUCCUCAUCCUGACCUAUCCCUUUUACACCCACACCAAGGCUUCUCCUCUCCUUCUUACCUUGUUUUCAUCCCUUUAUCCUUUGGAUGACAGUAUUAAAUUUUGCCAGAAUUACUGAAAAUCCUGAACUGGCCUUUGGUUUAUAAGAAUCUGUGUUAGAAAUAAGCCCAACUGUUAAGAGAAGAGUGUUUCUGCCAGCCCCUGGAUUUUUGUGUCUGUGCAUAUCCAUGUUGGCUAGUUUUAAAUGCACAGUAGCAAAGGACACAGUGAAUUAAUUCCUGUGAUUGCACAGCUGUUGACGUCUGUAGUGGCCCUUUAUUCUAACAUGUAACAUCUAUUGAAGAAAAAGAGUUAUGGUCCUCACAAAGGACAAGCUGUGUGUUUACCUGGUUUUCUUGAGACUUAGUGUCUCUUAAGAGCUGUUCUUUGUAUUGGACAGAUAAUUUGUGUGCAUGCCUGUAACUGGAACACAAAACAUGAAAUAUUGAACAUGAAGGUAAACUUUAUUUCUGAACUUACAGAAUGUUUGUGGGAGAUGAAAUUAGGCAUUCUUUAGAAAACAGAGUAAAAUAAUUAUUUCUAUGUCAGAAAUGAAAAAUCAUCCACUAAACAUUUUCAAAAUAUUUUAAAGCAACUUAUAAUCAUUAUAAUACUUCAGUGUGGGCAAAAUUCAGACCUGGUGAAAGGGAGAAAAUUCCAUUUAAGAGAAUUCAUAGCAGACCUGAAUUUGGCUCUGUGCUUCUCAGCUUUUAAUAACCAGAAGUUCAGAAGAGUAAGUUCCCAAUUUUAUAUAUCCCUAUGUAGUGUAAUUGGAUACAGAUAAGUACCAUCAUACCUGGAGAGGAGGGGAGCUUAAUUCUGAUGAAUCAUUGACCUUUCAGCAACAGUCAUUGCUGCUUGUCCUGACCUGUUUUUCCAUGCUGUUUGGGUCUCCUGAGACCAGUGGCCUUGGCAGGGGUUGGGUACAUACGAGCUUGUGAAGUCCCAUCAUAGUCACUCACGAUCUACAGAGAGGAUCAGGAAGGACAGGAAAAGAAAGAAAAGAAAAGAAACUCUCAACCUUUUUUAAUAUGUAUAAAAUUGUCUACUUGACCCUCAUAAUUGAUUUUGGCAGAAGGAUAUACUUUAUUAUAACUUAUUUUGUUGUUAUUUGUAAAUACAAGAUGUCUAUGGGAAAUAUGUAAUUCUGAGCUGUGUCUGUGGAACAAGCCACUGCAUCAAAAUAUUUCAAAUAUUUAGAAUAGGCAGAUAUUUUAAUUAAAAGGGACCUAAUAGGUAUUUAUUUACAUAUACCAUUCAAAUUUUGUCCAGCUUUUUCAUUAUACUAACCCAUCUUUUUAGGGAAUUUUAUAGCACAGUUAUUACAUAUAUAUUUUUGUAUAUAUGUCAUACUGUAAAUCCAUAAUACAAUUUUCUAAACUUUCUGAUUAGCCAGUUCCUUGAGUGAAUUAAAGGGGGAGAGUAUAAUUGCUUUCUGACUCGUUCAGGAAUAUGUAUCCCUGGCAAUGUACCUGAACCAGAACUGUACAGCAUCCUUUUCAUAUUGUAUACAUUUUCUCUUUGAUGAAAAAAAUGUUAACUAUUUUUGUUUAUGACUAAUUUAUUUUUUAUUAUUGUGAAAAAUAAAGUAACUCAAGAUUAAUUUAUGUGA
Molecule: messenger RNA, 12556 nt
Organism: Corvus hawaiiensis (hawaiian crow)
Lineage: Eukaryota; Metazoa; Chordata; Aves; Passeriformes; Corvidae
Gene: THSD4
Product: thrombospondin type 1 domain containing 4
Exons: 18
Coding region: 3734-6814 (1026 amino acids)
Biological process (GO): extracellular matrix organization
Cellular component (GO): extracellular matrix
Molecular function (GO): metalloendopeptidase activity
Source: RefSeq, a predicted model, not a curated record